CCAUGGAUUUCUAUUGUCUGCUGUUAACGACUAAUGAAGAUGCUGAUUUAAAUAUGGAAAAGAAAAUGUGUGUGCAUUCACCCCUCAGUCAUGCUACAGCAUGUUUCAAAGCAUCUUUAGACAUUUCUAUCUUUCACCAGAGAGUGAGAAGAGCUGUUAGCUGAGGUUCGGGAGCGGGGUCACGCCCCAAACAAUCACCUGACUUCCCCAAACAUCUAUAUAUAUAUCGUCCCACCUCAUACCGUACCAUUUGUCUUUUUCUCUUGAGCCCACCCUUUCGCUCCCAUUCUCAUCCAUUCAGCCAUCCUUAUUCCUUAUUUCUCUUUCCUUCAGGUUGUUUUGGGGGGUCCUAAAUAUACGAUCGAGACGAUACCCCCACCUUGAGUCUCUCUGGGCCAUCAAUUCGAGACGCCCUGAUCAACCUGACCAUAAACCCAUUCCCUUUACCCUUUAAUCCAUAGCUUGUUUGUGGCGUGGUCCUAGCUCGUGAAAGCCAAUCUAUCCUCAACAGGGAUGGAUCAAAGACUGAUGCACCUCAUUCUGUUUUCAGGCUUUCUCUCAGUCAUUCUGUGUGACUCUCAUAGACUCACUGAGUAUGUUCUGAUCCGAGAGUAUAAAACAUGGGACGAGGCUCAAAACUUCUGUCGAAAGAACUACAUUGACUUGGCCACUGUCCAGACUGAUGAAGAGUGGAGCGAGUUUAAUAAGUUAAAGGCUAAUUAUCUGUCUGACACCUGGAUUGGACUCUAUGAUGACGUGUACAGCUGGCGCUGGUCUUUUCGAGAUGAACGCCUCACAUACGCGAGAUGGGAUGAGUAUCAGCCGGAUAAUUAUGGAGGAGACCAAGACUGUGUAAUGAUUCAUUCAAAUGGAUACUGGCGCGACAAAGGCUGCGAUAUUAAAUGUGUCGUUGUUUGUCAAAGUGAUCAAGGGCCAGUACUAAAUACUGAUCAGAAGAUGUCCUGGAAACAAGCUCAGAGUUUCUGUAGAGAACACUUCACAGACUUAUACACGGUCAAGAACAUGAGUGAGAAUCAGCUGCUAAGGACGAUGACCCAUGAUGAUCAGAGCUGUAUCUGGAUCGGUCUGUUCAGAGACUCAUGGAAGUGGUCCGAUCAGACCAUCACUAGCUCUUCUCUGCGAUGGGCUCAAAGACAACCAGAUAAUUAUUUUGAGAGUGAAAUCUGCGCUGCUGUUGGUGAGGAUGGUCUGAUAACUGAUGAGCUCUGCUCAGAGAAGUUUUUCUUCUUUUGCAAAAGUCCAUUACAAGUAAGGCAGCAGAUACUGAGACUGAAGGUGAACGCAGGUGAUGAUGUCACCGGUCCAGGGACUGAAGACGCUGUGUUGAAGGAGGUCCAGCAGAAACUGCGAGAGCAGGGACUAGCAGCAGAUGUGAAGUUCUCAUGGCAGGAGCAGCCGAACGGAGUGGUGUUCCAAAAGUGAAAAAGCAACAUUAUAGAUGGAUAAAGAUGGAUUAAAGGGGAAGAUUAUAUUCCUUAACUAACUAAAUCAAAGUAACAUUUUAAAAUACAUUAAAAAAAAAAAAAAAAACUUAAUCACUUACUAGAAUCCUUUAAUUGCAUUUAUCAUGGUUCAUUAUACUGUAGUUAUUAUAGUAAUAAAAGCUAAUAAAGUUCAUUGUAGAUAAAUUACACUUAAUGUUCUUUAAUUGUGAUCGUGAAUUGUUUUUGAUCUUUAUUUUGUACUGCUCUCUGAUGUCCACUUAUAAUGU
Carassius gibelio (silver crucian carp) is the source of this 1732-nucleotide messenger RNA. Its product is annotated as macrophage mannose receptor 1. The record is from RefSeq and is a predicted model, not a curated record. The transcript has 5 exons. Lineage: Eukaryota; Metazoa; Chordata; Actinopteri; Cypriniformes; Cyprinidae. Bases 514 to 1443 code for a protein of 309 amino acids.